CGACCGGAGCCAGAGCAGAGUAGUCGAGCACCGAGCACCGACAGCCGUGUACUGAUCCUGAGCUCUAGUAUCCGUUAUACUCCAGUCACUGCCACAGCCGCAAACUGUACUGCAGAUGCCACCUAAGAAGAAGUCUCCAGGAACGGUGCCCCGCUCGCCCGGAGGUGCGGCCUCGGUGCAGGCUGAGGAGGGAUCUGAGGAGAAGGAGGUGGUGGUGAGCGAACAGGAGGCCCAGCUGCAGGAUGAACACAACCAGCUGGUGGCCGAGCAGGAGGGACUGAGACUACGGCUGGAGCAGCUACGGAGGGAGAAUGAGUUCCUUCAAGAAGAGUCGGAGAGGGUGCGGGUGGAGAGCCAGGAGUACCUGCUGUACAUGAGCAAGAGGAGCCAGCGACGCCAGGACGUCAUCAUUAGCCUGAACGACCAGAACCAGCGCGAGCUGCAGAACAUCCAGCACCAGAAACAAGAACUCGAGUCCAAAUUCUCUGCUGAAGAAAAGAAUCUGAGGGACCUCCUUCUCCGGAGAGAAGCCGAACUCGCCAACCUGAGGAAGAAGCUGGAAGAACUGGAACCCACUAGAGAUCUUCAGAAGGAGCAGGUCUCCCUCAUCAAACGUCUGGAGGAUGAAGUCAUGGCCCAACGGGGGAAGCACGCCGAGGCCAUGCUGAGGGUGAAGAGCGCCUUCCUGCGUGAAAAGACCCAGUGUCAACAGAACUCUAAGGAGCAGCUCAGCCAACUGAGCCAGAAGGCCCAGGAGGAGGCCAAGAAGGCUCUUCAGGAGGUAAGCACCAAGGUCAAGGAGGAAAACCAGAGCCUGAGACAAGAGCUGCUUGAUCUCAUCCAUCAAUACCGACUCCUGCAAGUCCAGAAGAAUAGGCUUGAAGAAAAGAACAAGGAGUUGCUGAGGGAGCAGCAAUGCCGAGACGAGGUGGGGAACAUUCAGAGAAAGCUAAAGAUGGCGGCCAUCCUCCCAACUCCUUGAAAACUUUCAUGAAGUGAGAGGAUUUGCUUCCCUGACUACCAGUCUAGAAUAUCUACAUGAGGAACACCUCCUAGAUACAUCGUAUCAUGAGGAUUCCCACCAGCCAUAUUGGUUCAUUUGGCCAGGAACUUGGUCAUCAGUAGAAAAGUCUCUGUAUGUAUCUAAUCACAUGAGGCUCAUUGUCAACCCUCCCUUGGUUAGUCCUCCACAGUCACUGCACUCACCCCUCUCCCUGUGUGGAGAUAUACUUGAGGGAACCUAUGUCUGUAGGUGCAGAGUUCAGGGCUGCGUACUGUCUACGGUCAACUGUGCCAUAACCAGGAAUGCCCAUGUCAUAAUCAUCUCAUGAACACAUAUACAGGCCUCAUAGAGGACUAUUCACUCGUGUGUUGACUCAAACCACCGGACCCUUCGUUGCAAUCAUCUUAGUGACCCACUACGAAAAUCAGGAGGAGCAAAUCUCCAUGGACAGGAGAAACUCUGCUCCGGCCAUGAUGUGACUACUUAUGGGACUGGACGCAACGAUCACCGAGGUCGCUGACAAUCAUCAGCAACUGUUGGUCGCAUGUGACUGUAGGACUACCACAACCUCAGUGCUUUCCUAUGAGGUCCAUCCUGUGACCAGCUCAUAUCUCCAGGUGUUGACACCUGAGGAACAUUUUUAACACUCAAACCCUCAAUGGCCACAUCUCCAAACUAACUCCAUCCUCAUAUGAGUGGCUGAUGGCUAAACCUGUCAGGUGAUAAGAGAUGAAAAGUGUCACGCAGCGCCCCUUGUGGUUAUAAUUCAGUGAAAAAUCAAUAGUCAGACCCUCGAGAGCAGAGGACAUGUUUAUUUAGCAAAAUACACUUCACAGGUCACUUACACGGUCUUCAUCUCUGUGUCCUUGAUGCCCCAGUGUACCACAUGUCUCAGCACAUGGCUGCUUCUACCAGAGGACAAUACUGUAUAUGCUUUAUACGGUCACCACCCAGAGACUCAUCACCGCCCACUGUGUCCGCUCGUCCCACACAUCCAUACACGUUCGUGUUGUGGCGGCAGAUCCCACCCACCAGUUGUGCUUUGUCCAUGUUUCAUCUGUAAUUAUCUUUCCCCCACCUCUACACUGUAACCCCCAGAUUUGUCAAAUUGAAAUAAAGGUUCUUCUG
Molecule: messenger RNA, 2131 nt
Organism: Bufo bufo (common toad)
Lineage: Eukaryota; Metazoa; Chordata; Amphibia; Anura; Bufonidae
Gene: CCDC166
Product: coiled-coil domain containing 166
Exons: 2
Coding region: 116-982 (288 amino acids)
Source: RefSeq, a predicted model, not a curated record